CCCAGCAUGGCAGUCUCCAAUUAGACCAUAAAGUCUUUCAGUCCCACAAGGACAUACUUAUAACCUGCCCUCCUGGUAGGAAGUAGAUAUUCUAAAGAUUCAUUCAUAUCUCUCCCUUUGGUUAUGCUGUAGUGUAAGAGUGGACCCCAUGAACUUUGAAUUUCCCUUGGAGUCUCUGGAAAAUGACUGAUUCCUCUAGGUAUGAACUUCCCCGCAUAUCUUCCCAUUUACUGAAUACUUUUCAGAGGCAAGAAGAGCUAGAAUGCUGUUAAGGACUUAGGAAUAGGACAAAAUUCCCUGUUCCAAAUGAGUCACGCGGAGUAAAUAUGUUAAUCUUUUUCAUCUGUUAUAAAUAAUUUCCUUUUUUCCUUUUCCUUCAUUUUUAUUGUUUUAUUUUAAAGAGUAUUUUCACUUAGUCUCUGGCUGGCCUGGAACUCCUACCUGUUGGAUAAUCUCAAAGAAUUUUGCCCACCUUGUCUGAAAAUACCAGCAUUAGAGGUGAACAUGUCAGAGCUUGAUGAAUCAGUUCUUUUAAUUGGCUUAAUGGGGAUGAGUGGCUGAGUCUAUAUGGUUAAGGUAGCAAAGACAGAGAAUGUGGUCCUAAGUCUAGCAAUAGAUUUCUACCAUGAAAUGCAGCCCUCUUCCCUUCAGCUCCACUGUCUUUCUUUCUUUCUUUUUUUUUCUUUAAAGAUUUAUUCAUUUCAUGUAUGUGAGUACACUCUAGCUGUCUUCAGACACACCAGAAGGGCAUCAGAUCCCAUUACAGAUGGUAGUGAGCCACCAUGUGGUUGCUGGGAAUUGAACUCAGGACCUCUGGAAGAGCAGUCAGUGCUCUUAACCACUGAGCCAUCUCUUCAGUCCCUCCACUGUCUUUCUAAUUAGGAGCAAUAUUGUUUCGCUUUAUCAUGUCUGUUAUAAGUCACCAAAGGACUAGGGCAGAGUUCUGUCCUUUUCUACAGAUGGUGAAACCCAGACUCAGAAUGCUCUGUCAUUACUGCAUAGAUAUGUGGAACUGCUCAUGUUGCUCAUGCUGUGAUUCUAAUGACUCACUAAAGUGGAAGCCACCUCAGCCAGACCUGGUGGCACAGGCCUGUAAUCACCGUGCUUGGAAAGUGGAGACGGCCGUUUCAGGAUUUCGAGGUCAUCCAAGGUGAAAGGGAUCAAUGGGGUAUGGUGCUAGUCCUAGAGAAACAAGUCAGAAUGUGAUUGGCUCAGGCCUAUAUCCAUAUACUUCCUUGCAGCUCCAGAGGUUCAGGGUAAUGACACCAUUAAGUGUUAGCUGAGGUACUUACACUCCAAUUUUUCUAUACUUGAUAAUGUUUCCUGUUUGAAACACCCUGGUUACUUCAGGGCCAGGUUACUGCAAGUGGGAAAUUUUUCCUCAGGCCGGUAUGAGCUCCCUAAUGGCACAUCCAAUGCAAAGUGUUUAUCCCUGAAAUCAUGUACACACCAAACAGUACCUCACAAAGCAGGUGUUAUGCAUCUAUUUGUGCAUACAUUUUCACACGUGGUUAACAAGAAAUUGGAAAGGAAGGAUUUCAGGGUGCAUAAGGAAGAGAUAAGGAAGGCAAAAAAGUAGUACAAUAUAUUGAGAUCAACAUGUAUAAAAAUAAAAUUUAAAUAAAAAUGUGCUCAGAUAGCACAGCAGUUUGAUAAGGCACUGUUAGAGGGGCAGGAGGCCAAUUCCCAAAACUCCGUGGUUACUAUCUCUGUAAAGGAUCUGCUUCCCCCUGCUGGUCUAAGCAUAUACUGUGCACAGGCACAUGGGGGCAAAAUACCCAUACAUAUAAAAAAAAAUUCAAAAAGAAUACCUUAAAACACUGGAAUUCUCUGCAGUGAAGUCGUUGUCAUGAGAAAGAGAGCUGUCAGGGCUAGUUGAAAUGUAAUUCUUUUGUCCUGCAUUGAGGCAUCUAUUGCCUUCCUCUGAACCAGCUUGCUCAGGAGGAAAAGCUACUUUACCUUGAGGUUAGAAUAGCUCAGCACAGGUGUUCAGGUAAGAACAGUAACCAUUGCAGUGUCAUGUGACUGUUCCUUGAUGUAUUCUGUAUUUGUCUUCUGUGUCCUUUGUAUAUGGGAGGGUUGUGGAAUUGAAACAUCUUUUAAGUCUAUCUUUUUGAUCAAAACAUUAAGGACUAGUAUAGUUUUGCUGUGUAAAUCUCCAUCAGCCUCAGUGACUAAACUUGCAAGAUCCUAUUCCCAUUUAAAUUGUUCAAAGCAUCACCUGGAGCCCAAACUUAAAAGAGUCUUAUGGAUGACAGCACACGUGGAACUCAAACUCUGUCCUAGGCUGCCUCUUCUUUGGGCAUCAGCCAGAGGGGAAUGAGUGAUCUCUCCCUGGGAAAGGAUGUUAAUUCUACACCAGCUGUACAUCCAGCCUUUUAGAACAUUGUUUCUGAGACAAGCGUUCCCAUGGCGAGUCACAGAGCCCUCAUUCCACUAUGUUAUUUCCCACGUCAGUAACAUUGCUGUCUUACUGAUAACACCAGCUGAAUCUUAAGUUAACAUCUGUACCACCACUGUGUUUUAAAAGUUCACAUUUGAGUCAUAUAAUCAACUGUUUAUUGCAUCCAGAGGGAAAGGAUUUGCAUGAGGGGCAUAGCCUCUGCAUUCAGACCAGAAUAGGAGGAAGUUUAUUGGGUACACUACUGGGGCGGUGGGCACAAUCAGCUACUGGAGUAGCCAUUUAAAAAAAGGACCUGAUCAUGGCAGGGUGGUGAUUUAGUAAUUUUACAGAAUGUAUUAAUUCAUGUUGGGUGAAUGAAAACAGACUAGAUCCGUGGGUGUAGGAUUUGUGAUGUCAGUGAAGCCCAUGAGUAUUCAAAUAGCACUUAGGUUACUGUCCUGGGGAGAUGUGUGCAGUCAGCAUUGACAUAGAGAAGUCAACUCAGAAAUGUGAAACACAGGCCUUCAUUGCCCGUAGUUGUUUGUGGCAAGUUCCAGGUCCCAGCAGGCAACACUCCAGAUAGAGACAAGGUCAAACGGUAUUUGAUAAAUGCUUUUCCAGGAAAAGGGCUGCUCUUUUUCUAAGUCAGAAUGCCUAUGUGUUUUUCAAUUCUAUUUAUGUUUGUAAAAAGUCCUCCAUUGGUUCCCUUUAAUGCAGCACUGCUCUGAACUCUUACUUGUUUGCAUUCUGUGAUGUGUCCCAGGCACAAGAAUUUCUUUCCCUUUUUUACAAGUUCUGCUUAGGACAAGGUCUGCUGAAGCCCAGGCUGAGUCAUGCUACGUAAUAGAGAAUUGCUUUGAACCUUUAGUCCUGUCUCUAAGGCCACAUGAUGGGAGGACAGUCCUGCAUCUCUUCUAGGCUUGGCUCUGAAGGUGAAAGUUUUCCUGUAUUGGCAGUACUUGACAUUAGCAAUGAGUAGUGACGUCAUCAAUUUCCCUUGGUCGAUAAUCACCCUGACUGACCAUUACUCUGGACCACAGACCAGGCAAUGAAGAAUCUGGAAAGUGUAUUGCCAGGGCGUUAAGUUUGGAAUCGAUGUGUGGGGGUGGGAGCAUCCUCAUAGAAGCAAGGGUAGGGGGGCGGGGGUAUAGGAGAGGGGGAAAAGGAGAUAACAUUUGAAAUGUAAAUACAUAAAAUAUCUAAGAAAAUAAAUAAAGUAGAAACAAAUGUAAAGAAAGAAGAAUAUGGACAAAGACCUGAACUUACUGUGAACUGUUGUUGACACUAAUGCAGCUAGUUCAAAUUACUCUAGUUACACAAGUUCAGUUCCCUAAAACCAAACAGAUGGGCACUCUGAGGGAUUGUUAUUAUUUGCAAUAUUCAAGAUGGGAAAUCUCUUCUUUAAUCUGGAGGUAUUGAUUGACAAGAAAAAAUUAGUCUAGGCCAUAGCUUGUGGUGGGCGCUUCCAUGUAUAAAGGAUAUUGAAGUUGGUAGUUCUUUCUCUUCUUCCCCUACACUGGCUAGAAAGAUCAUUUUUUUUCUGGCAUUAGCAUCUCCUUCUCUUUAAUUCUGGCAUAUGGUAAAGACGAGCUGAGACACACAGCUACUGCUGUAUUCUUCAAAUUUCCAUUGGUAUACAGUUUUUGUUUUACUAGUUGGACCACAUUCUGCGAGCCAUUCUUAUAUAUCCACUCCAUGCACACAUAGACAUUUCCAUUGUAUUAGUUCUGUUCAUCUGGAAAACCUUUACUAACACAGAUAUGAUGUUUCACCUUCCGACUGAGGAAGAUGUGCUUCUAACAUUAGUGCUCCGUAGCUGUCGGCAUCCAUUCCCUGCUUUUCUCCCAGGGUUGUUUGCAGUCUCACAUGUAGCAGUUGAAUAUUAGCUUCAAUUUACCCGACGUCAGCGUACAAUCAGAGAAACAAAUAUCACACUUUGUGUCCUAAAGUCUCUCUUUAAUUGUUACUAUCCUUGGAACCUAUACUUUAGUCUGCUCCAAGCUGAAUACUGUACCUUGCAAGGUAUCCCUCUUGAUUGAGGAGCAGCAACAGCAGCAAGAGCAGGAGGAAGAAUCUCCUGCUGAGUGCUGGAAGGCAGAAAGAUAGGUUAUUGGAAGACACGCUAAAGAGAUACUGAAAUAAAAAUCUUGCUGCUCUGAGAAGGGUAAGCUCCUGGACUAGAAUCCUGGGCCAGGAAACGCUAUGCUGUGCGCCUUCAGCGCACUCUAAUCCUACGGGAGGGGUUCAUGUCACUCAAGAUUCACUGGCCAAUCAGGGCCUCCAGGCAGGGCGUCCACUAGUAGAAGAGGAGUGUACUUCCUGGUGCCCUGUUUCCAGCAUCCGAUUUAUCUGAGUUGCUUAGCGGGCUUGAAUGAUUGGCCUGAUGUGUUUUGUUGUCGGCUGCCGGGUGUCUCAUGGACGUGCUGGCAAUCUACUAAGUCGGGACAUGACAGUGACUUAUGAGGAUGUGUAUGUGAACUUCACUCAGGAAGAGUGGGCUUUGCUGGAUCCCUUCCAGAAGAAGCUCUACAAAGAUGUCAUGCUGGAGACCUACAGGAACCUCAAUGCUAUAGGCUUUAAUUGGGAAGACCAAAAUAUUGAGGAACAUUGUCAAAGAUCUAGAAGACAGAGAAGGCAUGAAAGAAGUCAGAGUGCAGAGAUUCCCUCCGAAUAUACUCACUGUGGAAAAGCCUUUGCUUUACAUGCUCACAGUCAUCCUCAAAGGAAUGAAAGGAUCCAUUCAGAAAAGAAGCCCUCUGAAGUUAUUCAGUGUGUUGAAGCCUUUGCUCCUUACACAGUUCUCCAAAUACAUAAAAGAACUCAAGCUAGACAGAAACCUUAUGGAUGUAGUCAACGUGGUAAAGUUUUUUCAAAUCACAGUAAACUUAAAAAGCAUGAAAGACUUCAUACUGAAAAGAAACCCUACAAAUGUAAUGAAUGUGAUAAAGACUUUUCACAACUCAGUAUACUCUACAGGCAUCAAAGAGUUCACACUGGAGAGAAACCCUACAAAUGCAAUGAAUGUGAUAAAGCCUUUUCACGACAUAGUAGACUCAAGAGGCAUAAUAGAGUUCAUACUGGAGAGAAACCCUACAAAUGUAAUGAAUGUGAUAAAGUCUUUUCAAUACACAGUAGCCUCCAGAGGCAUAAAAGCGUUCACACUGGAGAGAAACCCUACAAAUGUAAUGAAUGUGAUAAAGCCUUUUCACAACACAGUAGACUCAAGAGGCAUAAUAGAGUUCAUACUGGAGAGAAACCCUACAAAUGUAAGGAAUGUGAUAAAGCAUUUUCACAACACCAUAGCCUCCAGAUACGUAAAAGAGUUCACACUGGAGAGAAACCCUACAAAUGUAAUGAAUGUGAUAAAGACUUUUCACGACACAGUGGCCUCCAGAAGCAUAAUAGAGUUCACACUGGAGAGAAACCCUACAAAUGUAAUGAAUGUGAUAAAGCCUUUUCAGACCACAAUAGCCUAUGGACGCAUAAAAGAAUUCAUACAGGAGAGAAACCCUACAAAUGCAAUAAAUGUGAUAAAGCCUUUUCACGACCCUGUAGACUCCAGAAGCAUCAAAGAGUUCACACUGGAGAGAAACCCUACAAAUGUAAUGAAUGUGAUAAAGUCUUUUCACGACUCAGUAGACUCCAGACACAUAAAAGAAUUCACACUGGAGAGAAACCCUUCAAAUGUAAUGAAUGCGAUAAAGCCUUUUCACAAUCCAGUAGCCUCCAGAGGCAUAAAAGCGUUCACACUGGAGAGAAACCCUACAAAUGUAAUGAAUGUGAUAAAGCAUUUUCACAAUCCAGUAGCCUCCAGACACAUAAAAGAGUUCACACUGGAGAGAAACCCUUCAAAUGUAAUGAAUGUGAUAAAGCCUUUUCACGACACAGUAACCUCCAGAAGCAUAAAAGAGUUCACACUGGAGAGAAACCCUUCAAAUGCAAUGAAUGUGAUAAAGCCUUUUCAGUACACAGUAGCCUCCAGAAGCAUCAAAGAGUUCACACUGGAGAGAAACCCUACAAAUGUAAUGAAUGUGAUAAAGCCUUUUCAGUACACAGUAACCUCCAGAAGCAUAAAAGAGUUCACACUGGAGAGAAACCCUACAUAUGUAAUGAAUGUGAUAAAGCCUUUUCAGGACACAGUAGCCUCCUGACACAUAAAAGAGUCCACACUGGAGAGAAACCCUACGAAUGUAAUGAAUGUGAUAAAGCCUUUUCAGACCACAGUAGCCUCCAGAUACACAAAAGAGUCCACACUGGAGAGAAACCCUACAAAUGGAAUGAAUGUGAUAAAACCUUUUUAUACCACACUAGCCUCCAGAUACAUAAAAGAGUUCACACUGGAGAGAAACCCUGCAAAUGUCAUGAAUGUGAUAAAGCCUUUUCCCGACCCAGUAUCCUCUACAGGCAUAAAAGAGUUCAUACUGGGGAGAAACCCUACAAAUAUAAUGAAUGUGAUGAAGUCUUUUCAGACCACGGUAACAUUCAGAGGCAUAAAAGAAUUCAUACUGAAGACAAACUCUACAAAUGUAGUGACUGUGGUGAAGCCUUUUCGCAACACAAUAGACUCCUGAUACAUGAAAGGAUUCAUACUGGAGAGAAACCCUACAAAUGUAAGGAAUGUGAUAAAGCCUUUUCACGGCCCAGUAGACUCCAGAUUCAUAAUAGAGUUCAUACUGGAGAGAAAGCCUACAUAUGUAAUGAAUGUGAUAACGCUUUUUCACAACCCAGUAGAUGCCAGGUACAUAGAAGAAUUCAUACAGGAGCAAAUCCCGUCAAACGUAGUGAAUGUGUUAAACCCUUUUCACAACAAAAUAGUCUCUAGACACAUAGAGUUCAUACCAAAAGAAACCCUACAAAAGUAAGCAAUGUGAUAAAGCCUUUCACAACACAGUAAUCUCCAAAUACAUUAAAGAACAUACACAGGAGAGAUACUCUCCAAAUGUAACCAAUGUGACAAAGCCUUUUCCCAACAUAAUAGUCUCCAAAUACAUAGAAAAAUACAUACUGGAGAGAAACCCUAUAAGUUAAAAAUAGUGAUAAAAGUUUUCCAAUCCACAUUUAUCUUUUUUUGUUUGUUUUGUUCUGUUUAGAGUUAAAGACAGAUUUUAUUUUAAACUCUGAUUUACCAAAUAAGCUUUUCCUACCAACUCCCAGAGCAGAGACCUUCACAGGAUUCACAAUCUUUUGUUUAUUGACUGCCUUUGUGGGGGCCUUGGCAGCCACCAUUGCUAUCUUUGAUACCUGCUUAGCCUUUUUUACUUUCUUGUUCCUUCUAUCCUCCUCUCAGUGAGCUUUCCUGACUCCUGUUUUCUGAUUCUUCUUAGCAUUAUAUCAGCACGAGACACACAGGGAUGACUCCCUGGAAUGUGACUGUACUGCGGGUUCUUUUCUUUUGAAUUUCUUCAGCCUGUGUUUCGUGUGUGUGUGUGUGUGUGUGUGUGUGUGUGUGUGUGUGUGUGUGUGUGUGUGUGUGUGUUUGUGUGUGUGUGUGUGUGUGUGUGUGUGUGUGUGAGUGUUUCUGUAGAGGACAAUCUAGUUCAUCUGUCUAGGAUUCCUUUCGGAAAGGAACGCAGACUCACUUUUGCCAGUAAGAAAACUGGAAAACCUUCCAAUCUGUCUUGGCAUAGUGCUGCCCAUGUUCCAGGUAGAUCUUGUACCCCCUGAAACUGAACAGCUCAGCCUUCACAGUCAUAGAUGCUCACCUGCCAGGGAAAGACAGCACAGAGCACAGUCAUCUUAAAGGGCAUGGAGGAGUGAGUGAUGCCAUUAAGCACGUGAAAGCAGGUACAAGAUAGGACGAGGCCUGUCAUUGGAUGAGAGGGAAGGAUGAGUGGCAGAAAAGUUUGAGGGAAGAGGAUCUUAUCAAUUGGAUCAGAGGUUAUUGUGUGUUGUUUCUUGCGGGGAAUUAAGUUUAAUAGAGUAUGUGUCAGCUGGGAUACUAAGCCACCAUGGAAUUGAGAUGUAUAUUUCUGGCAUGGUGACAGCCUGCCUUGGGGACUGCAUUGGUAGACAGAUUGUUGCCAGGCUCAGAGAGAGGCCAUAGGCAGUGUUAUAGGGGCUAGAGCAAAGAGGGUGAGAGGCUUUGCUGAUUGAGAUUAAGAUAUCUAACAGAUAACUAGGGUCACUGUGGUGCUGACCAAGUGGGGGUAAAAGACAGCAUUCCAUUUUUUAUAAUUUUGCAGCAACACAUACACCUACAGAGAAGCCAUUGGUAUUUUGUUCAGUAAAUUUUCACCUUUUCCCAUGUAUUUGAGGCUCAUCCCCAAGUUUUCUUCUAUUACUUUGAGUAUCUGGUUUUAUGUGGAGUUCUUACAUCCACUUGAAUUUAAGGUUUGUACAGGGUGAUAAGAAUGGGUCAAUUUGCAUUCUUCUACAUGUUAACCUUCAGUUGAACCAGCACCAUUGAUUGAAAUGUUAUCUUUUUGCCACCUGAUGGUUUUAGUUCCUUUGUCAAACAUCAGUUGACCACAUGAGUGUGGGUUCAUUUCUGGGUCUUCAAUGCUGUUCCACUGAUCUGCCUGUCUCUGUACCAAUACCAUACAGUUUUUAUCCCCAUUGCUCUGUAGUACUGCUUGGGAAUGAUGAUUUCCCCAGAAGUUCUUGUAUUGUUGAGUAUUUUGUAUGCUAUUCUGGUUUUUUUGUUAUUCCAAAUGAAUUUGCAAAUUGCUCUAAGUCUUUGAAUAAUUGAGUUGGAAAUUUGGUGGAGAUUUCAUUGAAUCUGUAGAUUUCUUUUGGCCAAUUCUCAAUUUUUGCAAUAUUAAUCUUGCCAAUCCCUGAGCAUGGGAGAUCUUUCCAUCUUCUGAGACCUUCAAUUUUUCUUCAGAGGCUUAAUGUUCUUGUCAUGCAGAUAUUUCACUUGCUUGGUUAAUGUCACAACAAUGUAUUUUAUAUUUUUGUGACUACUGUCAAGGGUGUCAUUUCCCAAGGACACAUGCUGCUCUAUGUUUAUCGAAGCCUUAUUUAAAAGAACUCAGAUGGCCUCAAACACAGGAAUGGAUACAGAAAAUGUGGUAAGUUUACACAAUGGAGUUCUACUUGGCCAUUAAAUACAAUGACUGCAUAAAAUUCUUAGGCAAACUAUGAUAUAAAAUAUCAUAGUUACUGAGGCAACUCGGUCACAAACAGACACACAUGUUAUCCACAAACUGAUAAAUUGGAAUUAGCCCAAAAGCUCAGAAUACCUACAAUAAAAUUAACACAUCCUAUGAAGCUCAUGAAGAAGGAAGACCAAAGUGUGGAUGCUUCAGUCCGUAGAAGGGGAAACAAAAUACCCAGAGAAGGAAAUAAGGAGACAAAGUAUGGAGUAGAGACUGAAGGGAAAACAUCAAGAGAAUACUCCACAGGGUGUUCACCCCACAUACAGUCACCAAACAGAUACUAUUGCAGAUGCCAAGAAAUGCUUGCUGACUGGAGCCUGAUAAAGGUGUCUCGUGAAGGGCUCAGCUAGAGCCUGGCAAAUGCAGAGGUGGAUUUUUAAAGCAAACCAUUGGGCUGAGUACGGGGUCCCCAAUGGAGGAGUUAGAAACAGGAUUGGAGGACCUAAAGAGGUUUCCAACCCCAUAGGAAGAAUCCCACAGAGCUGAUCCCACAGAGCUUCCAGACACUAAAUGCCCAACAAAAGAGCACACGUGGAGCCACCCAUGACUCCAGCUACAUCUGUAGCAGAGUGUGGCCCUUUUGGAAAUCAGUGGGAGGAGAGACCCUUGGUCCUGUCAAGCUGCAAUACUUCAGUGUAGUGGAAUGCCAGGAUGGCAAGCAAGAGUGGGUAGGUUUGUGGAAGCACCAUCAGAGAAGCAGGGGAGGGGCUAUGUGAUAGUGGGUUUCUGGAGUGGAAACUGGGAAAGGGGAUAACGUUUGAAGUGUAAAUAAAGAAAAUAUCCUUUGACAGAAAAGGAGAAAAAGAAAUGGAGUCUUCUUUAGAAUGUCACAGCCUUCAGACACACAGCACUCAGGAUGAGGUAAAAUGCCUUUCACGUCAAGUUACUGCAGUCAACUACCUAAACUGAAACAGGUGGUUAAUGUGAGGUCUUUUUCUUAUUUGGAAUAUAUAACAUGGCAAAACCCCUCUUUUUUUCUGGAGCUUUUGAGUUCACAAGAAAAAUCUUUAGGCCACAUUUUCUGGUGGAAGCUUACAUAUGUAAGGAUGAUGAAGAUGGGAACUCUUUCUUUUUCUUCCUGCCAUACUCUGGCAAGAGAGAUCACUAUUUUUCUAGCAUUCAAGGUUCCGUGUUAGGAAAUCUGGUAUAUGCUGAAGACCAGCUGAGACAUAUAGACACAACUGUAUUCUUCAGCUUGCCAUUGUUACACAGUCAUUGUUUUACUCGUGGACAACAUUCCAUGAGACAUUUCUCUAUAUCCACUUCAUCCAUACAUAGAGAGAGCCAUCCUUUGUGUUCUGUUCAUCUGGAAAACCUCUGCUAAUACAGGUAAUGUGUUUUCACCUCCCACUGAGGAAGAUGUGCUGUCUUCUAAUAGUGCUCCACUGAGAUUGCCAUCCAUAUCCUACUUUUUCCCCAGGUUGUCUUGAUUCUCAUAUUGAAAUAACGAGAUAAUCCCCAUUUCUGGAGAAUUAUUUUGAAAGGGAAAGAUAAACCUUUUUUAUCUCCACUGGAGCAACCCUUGUAUCCAUUUGGAACACCAGGCCUCUUUGAAAAAACAGCCAUAAAGCACCAUCUUCAGGAUAGACCACAAUAGAGAAAGUCAUGAGACACCAGCUCUAGGAACAGACAAUAAAAUCUAGAACAAAUUCAUAAACACCCCUCGCUCCAGAGACCAGUCCAGGUAUAAGUACAAAUAUGGGAAAUACCUUUUCUCCGAAUGGGCCAUUUGCACUGGGCAGCCCUAUUUCAUUACAUGGUUAAAAGUUCAUAACACAGGGAUGCAAAACACUGACAACGUGUGACCUCUUAGCAUCCACCAAAGAAAUAUUUUAUUAUGCUAGAGAUUUUCCCUGGUUCCCUAUAAAAUGAUUUUGUGCUUUCCCUGGGGUUGGUAUUUCAAGAAUGGUUGACCUGUGUAUGAAGACCAUCUCUGUAAAAUGAGCCCUCUUUUUUUUUUUUGCAUACUAUCUAAGUCUGGGGUCUGCCUUCAGUGAUAUUCAGACCCUUACAUUAUAUAGCAGAUGAAAUUAGCUACAGUUUUCCUGAUGUAAGUGUGAAGUUACAGAAACAAACAUCAUAUUUUGUGUCCAGGAAGCUCUUUCAAUUGGGAACACCCCAUCUUUCAAGGGGUCAUAUAGUGAAUCAUGGACUUUAGAAGCUAAACAUCUUGAUUCAAGGAGGUGUAGUUUGAGUGGAGGAGGAGGGAGAGGACAAAGGGGUGGUAGAAAAGAAAAGGAAGAGGAAGAGUGAAAAGAACAAGAAGAGGAACAAGACAACAAGAAGAAGGAGAACAAGAUGAGGAAGGAGGAGGAAGAGGCAGAGCAGAAGAAACUGAAGAGGAAGAGGAGGAAGAGCGUGAGAAGGAAAAGCAGGAGCAGUAUAUAUGGAAGAGGAGAAUGGGGACAAGAAGAAUGGGUGGGAGGAGGAGGGGGAAGAAAUUUCCUGCUGGAAGAUAGAAAGGUGGGAUAACGGAGGACAGGCAUAUUUGAUACUGAAACACACAUCUUGGGGAUCUUAAAAGGGUCAGCUCCUGGACUAGAAUUCUGGCCCAGGAAACCUUAAGCUGAUGUGUCUCUUCAGCACAAUCUAACCCUAAGAGAGGUGCUUAUGGCACUCAAGAUCCACUGGCCAAUCAGGGCCUGUAGGUAGAGCUUGAAAUCAGAAGAGGAGGGAUCUUACAGGUGCCUUGUUCCUACAGCAAGUUCAGCUCUCUUGCUGAGGAUGCUUCUAAGGUUGGUAUAGUGUGUUUUGACCUCUUCUGCUGAGUGCUUUCCAAGAGUGCAGGCCUGAGCUACUAAACCUCAUUGUGGUGAGCAUGUGACCACUGUCCCUAACCUGAAUUAUCAGAGGACUGAGAAUGGGGAGGUGGCCAAGUGGCCCUCCUGUGUGCAGGGUGUAAAUUAGCAGCCACCUUUGAGGUUCUUGUGGUCCUAGCCACUAAGUGUUCUUAUGGGUUUCACAUGAAUAACUUCAGUAUGGGAGCCUCAUCUGCACAAAACAUUUGGAGCAAGGGAUUUCAAGUAGAGAUGCAUCUUUGGCAUGGUUCCAAAUUCGGAGAUCUUGUUUCUCAGCAUCUGAACCUUUCCUUAAGUAUUCCUUGUUUAUUCAAAGUUUCUCUGUUGACCAUUCUCUGUUUAGUACUGUACCCUAUACUUAAAUUAGGAUAUUUGAGCUGUUUCUGUCUAACCUCUUGAGUUCUUCAGAAAUUUUUAAUACUAACCCUACGUAAGAUAAAGCAUUAGUGAAUAUUCUGUUUCAAUCUUUACGCUGCUUUUUUGUCCUACUGACAGUGACCUUUACCUUAAAGAUAUUUUGUAGUUUCAUGAAGUCCCACUUUUCAAUUGCUGAUGUUGGUGCCUGAACCAUUGCCAUUCUUUUAAGGAAAUUGCAUCUUGAGUACUUGUGUCUGAUAAUAUGUUGAGGUCCUUGAUUCAAUAGGAUUGUGGUUGAUGUUUACAUGUGUUCUUGGGUUCAGUUUGGGUGUGUGUGUGUGUGUGUGUGUGUGUGUGUGUGUGUGUGUGUGUGUGUGGUGGCUUCAUUUUCAUUGAAUUCUGGAAAGUCUAUAAUUACUUUCUUAUUUCUUCACUGACAUGGUGAUCAGAGCAAAAAGAAUAUUUAGUUUGAGAGAAGUUUUAGGCUAUCUGUUCUGUUCAUGGAGAGAAGUUUCCCUACUACAGCUGUGUGUUUUUCACCUUCCCACUGCGGAAGAUGUUUCUAGGUAAUGAUAGUGCUCCAAAAUCAUUUUCAUCCAUUUCCUUCUUUUCUCCCAGUGUCAGGAGUCUCUAGGUAGCAGCUGCAGUUGUCCUGAUACCAUCGUGAAGUCACAGGAACAAAUGCCAUAUUUUAUAUCCUAAAUCUCUUUUUAAUUGGAAUCUUCUUAGAACAGUUCUCCUGUGAAUGUGAUAGUUCACCCUCCUGCAAGUUGAAUAGUGUAUUGUGAAAUAUAUCCACCUUGAUUCCUGGAGGAAGAAGAGAACAUGCCUGCUGAGUGCUAAUGCUGUCUUCAUUUUAGAUGUUAACCAUGAUAUAACUGUAAGUAAGCAUAACCAUAGUAACUAUAAGUAUUGAAGAAAACUAUAAGUUGAUAAUGAAUCUUAUUUGCAAGAAAAAAUGUUGAAGCGCUAUCUCUUUUAAUGUGUUAUUGCAUUCUUAGAAAGAAACACUUAUUCAGAACAGUUUUCUCAGAACCACAAUGAGUUCCAGACAACUGUCGCAGUGGGUAUAGCUGGUUCCUUCUAAACCUCAUGACAUAAUUUCAAUUUCCAAUAGACGCAUAUUAUCUAUGAAUUCUUUUCUCAUUUCUAUAGUUAGAAUCUGGCAUAGGUAUGUCACACACUGGCAGUAUAUAAAACGUUAAACAAAAUAAGGAACAAUGAUGUCACUGGAAGCUAAAAGCAUACUUGGAUCUUAUCUGUAGAAUGCACAUAGUGGAAGUAGACAAUAGACACCUGUAAGGUGCUUUUUUCUCACUGCUACCUAUACCCAUGGCACAGGUGUAGGUGCACAAACACAGUUGAAACAUUUCUUUAUGCAGAGGAAAUGAACAAUGCAAAGAAUAUGUCCCAUUCUUGAGAAAAUAUGAAAUGAUUUUCCUGUUUAAAUUAUUAUAGCAAUGUUUCAGUAGGUAUUACUAAACAUCAAACCCACGAGGCUUAAUCUGUAAGUUUUACCUUGCCAUUCAUUCUUUGAUUCAAAGCUAAGUCUGAAAAAACAUCUCAGUUGGCCUUUGGGCUGCAUUCGUGUAAUCCCAGGACAUGGGGAGGGUGGUAGGCCAGUCUCUCUGAAUUUGAGGCACAUUGCUGUACUUUGUAGUGACAUACUUUAUAGCCAGAUUCUGUCUCAAGAAGGAAACCCGAAAAGAAAGGUCAUACCUUAUUUUAUUGACAUUCCCUAAUAGAAUCUGAGUGUUUUCUGGACUCAUUUGGCAGCAGUUGGAGCCCACAACAAUGCAUGUCAGGUUUAAGUCUGAUGUGAGUUGUGCUUCGUGUAAGGAGAGAACAGGAACAUGCAUACGUGAAGAUUGACAUGCUGAAUGGGAUCCUAUUCGAGUUCCUUGAUGACUAAAAAUCAUUCAUUUUUGAACUCUGUUGGUAACUCUGGGUGACAUCAAGUCUGUCUUCAGGGUACCAUGGACCUCAAACAGAAAGCACUCUAAAACUAUGGAAGUCAGGUAUUUAGAAAGAACAAUGGGAGCUGGAGAGAGGGCUCAUCAGUUAAGAGCACCGACUGCUGAGUUUAAUACCCAGCAAUGGCACAGUGGCUCACAACCAUUUGUAAUGGGAUCAGAUGACUUCUUUGGUGUGUCUGAAGAUAGUGAUGGUGUACUCAUAGUUAUAAAGUAAAUACAUCUUAAAAAAUAAAAGAAAGGGGGCUGGGGAUUUAGCUCAGUGGUAGAGCGCUUACCUAGGAAGCGCAAGGCCCUGGGUUCGGUCCCCAGCGCCGAAAAAAAGAACCAAAAAUAAAUAAAUAAAUAAAUAAAUAAAUAAAUAAAUAAAUAAAUAAAUAAAAGAAAGAAUCAUGGACUAUUGAUCAACUACUAGGGAGUGGGCAUUGUAUAUUAAAGAGGAAGAUGCUUAGGGUACACCUGAACACUAGCUGCUUUCCAUUGUAAUCUCUGUAUCCACUCAGAUGUGGUGGGUCAGUCCUGUCCAGUUCUACCCCUCCUCUUUUUCUUUUGCAACAACUACACAGAUCUAUCUGUGUUAGCACAAUGCAUAGCCUCUGUGGCAGUCUCCCAUUAAAACUUAAAGGCAUUUAGUGGCCACCCAAUAGUCCCUGUAAAUUGCCUGCAUGGUAGGAAUUAGGUAGUCAAAAACUACAUUAAUAUUUCUCCUUUUGCUUAUGGUCUAAUAGAACACUGGACCCCAUAUCCUUAGAAUUUCCCUUGGAAUGUAAUUCUUAAACAUGACUGAUUCCUCUAGGUAAGGACUUCUGUGCAUAACAAAAGUUUAUUCCUUAACUGAAUACAUGUCAGGGGGAAAAGCAACUAAAAUUCAGAUAAAGAAUUAGAAAAAGGAGAAAAUUGCUGUUCCAAAUGAGUCACACUGAGCAAAUACAUUAAUAUAUUUUAAUUUCUCAUUAAUAAUUUUGUUUUGUUCUUUUUAUUCAUUUUUGUUGUUUUAUAUGAAAGUGUAUUCUUACCAGGAGUCUCUGGCUGCCCUGGAACUCUUACCUGUUCUAGAACAUCAGAGAAUUCUGCCCACCCUGCCUCCAAAAUACCAGCAUUAUAGGCGAACUUGUCACAGCUAGAUGGGUCUUUUCUUUUGAGUCUAUCUGGUUAGGGUAGCUAAGACACAGACUGUGGUCUUAAGUCUAGCAAUAGAUGUCUACCCUGAAAUGCAGCCCUUCAACCUUCAACUCCAAUGUCUUUCAAAUUAGGAGGAAUUUUGUUUUUGCUUUAUUAUACUGUUUGUUAUGAGUCACCAAAGGACUAGGGCAGAGUUCUGUCCUUAUUAUACAGAUGGUGAAACCCAGACUCAGAGUGCUAUGCCAUUACUGAAUAGAUAUGUGGACCUCCUCACCUUGUUCAUGCUGUGAUUCUAAUUACUCAGUAAAUGAAGUGGAAGGCAAGGCAACUGCCAGGAGCUAAGUCCUUACUCAGCCUCUCUCUCAGGAAUGUUUCAGGAAUGUCAAGCCCACUUACACCCUCUGGGACAUAGAAGCCAGAUGUCCAUUCUUAUCACUUUUACAGCUUCUGUCUCCAGCAUCUGUUCUUAUCAGGCCAUACCUGCAAAUUACGGUUUAGGGCUUUAGGGAAGGUGGUGGCAAUGGUCUCUCAGUCUUGGGUCCUGGGUGAUCUUCCCACCUGCUUGUCUUUUUUUUUUUUUUUUUUUUGGUUCUUUUUUUCCGGACCACCUGCUUGUCUUUAUAAGCUGCUGUUUUUGUUCAUUAAAGUUUGAGAGCUUGAUCAGAACACAGACUUGCUCUCCUUCCUUGUGCCUCCUGUCCUCCAUUCUUUCGCCCCCUCUCAGGUCUCCACUGAACCACCGCAGACCGGGGCACUCAACCAGAUAUGGUGGCACAGGUCUGUAAUCACAAUGCUUGGAAAAUGGAGACAGUAGGUUCAGGAUUUUACAGUCAUCCAAGGUGAAAGUGAUCAAUGGGGUAUGGUGCUAGUCCUAGAGAAACAAGGCAGACUGUGAUUGGCUCAGACCAAUAUGCAUAGUGUUCCCUGCAGCUCCAGAAGCUCAAGGUCCUGAAACCAGUAAGUGUUUGGUAAGGUAUUUAUCAGGAAACGUUUUCUAUUAUUUAUAUUUCUUCCCCUAGACAACCUAGGACAAUUCAGGAUCAGUGUAGGAUCCUAGUAGGAGUCCAAGGGCAACAAUUAUACUCAGGAUGGGAUGAGUCCACUAGUGUCAUAUAGAAAGCAAAUUAUUCAUCCCUAAAACUAUAAAUCAGGGCUAUACCGGUAGGUUUUAUUGAUAUAUUUAUGCAUUAUUUUUCAUCCUUAACAAGAAAAAUUUGAAAAAAAUGGGGACAGAUAAAGAAAAAAUAGAGCAAAGUGAAAAUAAUGCAAUAUAUUUUUAUGUAAUGUGUAUAAAAAUACAUUUUAUAUGAAAAUGUGUCCAGAUAGACAACUUAGCAGUUUAAGAUAAACUGGUCUUUGUUACAGUAGACAAGGAGUCUUAUUUUCAAAACUACUUGGUUGUUAACUAUAAUUACAAAGUUUCUGCUGCCCACUUCUGGUCUCAGCUUAUACUGUUCUCAGACCCAUGUAGUCAAGAUACCAAUACAUAUAAAAUAGCAUUUAAAAGGAAUAGCUCAGAAAACUGGAAUUCUCCAAACUGAAGUCAUUGUCCUGAGAAAUAGAGCAGUCAGGGAUAAAUGAAAUGUAAUUCAUUCUUGUCCUGCAUUGAUGCAUCCAUCACCUUCCUCUGAACCAGCUUGUACAGGAAGAAAAGCUGCUUUACUAUGAUAUUAGGAUAGCUCAGCAGAGUUGGUCAUGUAAGAGCAGUAACCACAGUACUAUCAGGUGACUUUUCCAUGAUGUAUUCUCUGCCUGUUCUCUGUCCUUUGUAUGUGUGAGAAUUGUGGCAUUGAUACAUCAUUUAAUGCUAUCAUAGAGAUCUUACUUCAUGAUUAAAAUGUAAGUCUGUGCUGAAAACCACCAUCUUCCUCAGAUGCUAGACUUGCAGAGUCCUUUCCCUAUUGAUGUGGUUCUAAGGAUGACGUUGGGCCUAAAACUCAGAAAUAAGUAGGAAUGAUAGCAUAUGUGGAAUGCAAAAUCUGUUCCUGUUUGGUUCUCUUUGAACUGAAUACACACUCUUUUUAAAGAUAUUUUUAAAGUAAUUAUUUAGUGUUGGGCAGUAAAUCCCUUAUCAAACACAUAUUAAUGCUAGAGCAGCUGUACCUGCAAACUAGAAAAAUGUUUCUGAGAAAAGCUCUACCGCAGCCAUGUGUCCCUGAUCCCAGUUGUUGCUCCUGAGGGCCACAAAUAUUGUCUUCUUCAUUAGCAAGCUAAAUUCUUAAAUUAACUGCCCACACCACCACUCAGUUUUAAAAUUCCCUCUUGGAGCCAUGUAGACAACAUUCAUUGAAGCAAGAGGAAAAGGAUCUGCAUGUGGAGCAUGGCUUCUACCUUCAGACCACAGUAGGAGGACUAGUUUCUCGUGUAAAUCAUGGAGACAAAUAGGGCAAGCAAACAACUGUUAGCACCAAGAUUGUGUAGAAGUACCAGUUUGGGGCCACGGUGAGUGAUUUUGUAAUUUCCCAGCCUGUACUAAUUCAUGAUCUGUACAAAUUGGGAAGAUUAGCUUGAUCCAAUUAAUAUUGAAUUUCCAACUGGAGGGCACUAUUGGAGAUAUGUCCAAUGCACUUGCAAAUUUACUUCAGCUCAGACUGUUUCAAAACAAUCUGAUGUUUUGUGGAGCUCUAGUUACAUAUAGAUCACUGUGAGCUGGCAUGUAAAUGUUAGGGAUAAAGCCUGCUUCUAUAGUUAGUGCUUUUUACAACAACCCACUUUGAACAUAGUAAAGUAUGAUCUCAUGCACAAUGUAUUUGGGACAAGAGGAGUAGCUUUGAAAAGAGCUGCAAGCAUGUAGAGGAGUUGACAUACAAGUGAGCUAUGUGUGCUUCAGUGACAGAGUUGGCAGAGUAAGGAUAGCUAAGUACACUGUAGUUAGGCGACUUCAUCAUAAUCUCAAGAAGCUGAACAAUGAUCUUCAUGACUCCACGUUUUCCUGCUGGAUUUAGUCUUGCUUUGGUCUGUUCUAUCCUUAGCAUGCUUUGACUCAUUGUGAAAUAAUACCGUUUAUUCUUCACACUAUAUGGCGGAAACCUAGCACUCUUGUUGAAGGUCAUGGAAGAUUGUGGAAGUGUAAGAGGUAGUUUGCACUCUCUAAGAUUUUAGCAAAAUGUGCUGUUGAAACGGGAAUGUGUCUCAUUCACUCAUAUCUAAAAAUACUUAUUUUCCAGUACCUGGAAGACUUUGGAAAGGAAUAGAGAUGUGAGCACAUGUGUAUCAUGUAGAUGAUUUAAGAACCUUCAUAUGCCUAUGACCAUACAAGUGUGCUGCCUAUUUCCUUUCUGAGUUUCAAAAUGUGAACUCUAUUUUCUUCUCAUUUCCAUGGGUUUUCAUUUUCUUCCAGGACUCUAAGCCUAUGGAAGUAGAAGUCCAAUUUAAUUCUUUCAAUUAUAAUUUGCCUUGGCCAUGAUGUGUUUUAUGACAACACUAAAUGUUAACUACACAGAAAGGUUUUGUGAACAGUGAGAGCACAGUACACCUCCCCUUCCAAUGAGAAACCAUGGAGGGUAUUUUCUAAAUCGAGUUUCAGAGCAGUUAGCUUAAGUCCAUUCCCUUUGAGAGUAAGAGCAACCCCAUGAUAGACAAGUCUAGGCUGCUAUGGAGAAUCAAUCCUGUUAGGAACAUAAUGCUUUAUUCUAAACAGGCCAAUAACAAAUUACUUUUCAGGUCACUCUUCUGUAGAAGAUUAUCAUGCUAGGAAUAGUGGUUCAAUUGCAUGGCAUAAAUAUAUACUGCUAUUUCAGUAUCUAUACUGCGUUCAGUAUCUAUUAUAUAUUUUAGUGUGCUUAGUGAAUCAAGAUCAGCAGGUGUUCUAAAAGAGACUCUGUCUCAUACAGAGGAGACAGAUCAAACAUAUUUGUGACAGCCUAGCAGACUACACUGUUUCUACAAGUUACUAAUUAAUCACAAUGUAAAAUUUGACUUCCAAGUUAAAAGCCAACUUUUUUUUUACUUGUUCUUCCUCUAUAAUCUUGUGAUUUCCACAUCAUAAAUUAUUUCUACUGUUUAUGGUAUGUUUUAAAAAUUGGCUGAUAUAUAACUAAAUUAAUACCUGAAAAGAAUCUCCUUUUGUCAUCACGUGCUAUAAUACUGAGCCUUGAUUUUGACUAUUAAAAGACUCUACUUGGGUUCGGUCCCCAGCCCUGAAAAAAAUAAAAAGAAAAAAAAGAAAAAAAGAAAGGCUCUACUACUUUUAGUCAGUGCUACCUUAUAUACUGGGAAUGAAAUCUCAAAGGUCUGAUAGAAAGUUUAGGACUCUGUCUUUUGGGGGGUAUAUUCUAUCCUAGGUUGUCUAUUCUUGAUCAUGUUUCUUGUCCUAUGUGUUCUAGAGCAUGUCAGGGGUCAUGAUUUCCUUGAUGGGUCCCUGAAGAAUGGAAAGGAAAUCUUGGGAAGAGAUGAGAAUGAAAACCUCAUGAAAAUUGUCUUUUUCAACCUGGAUCAGAAUUCAGGGCACCUAACACCAGGCGAAUCAUUGCCAGCAUACCUAAAACACAUUGCAAUAAGGCAAAAGUUUUCCAGGCAACUGUCUAUCCAAUCAGUCCAACUCCUGGGGCAAAUAUACAGCCAAGGAAGUACCGAGACAGAAACCCUUUUUCCAAAAGCAUAUUACCAGGGAAUAGAUUGUCUAGCUUAACGAUGUAUGAUCAAAUGUGGUCUCUGACAAAUAACAAAGAGGACGGCAGACCAUAAAAUACAUGUCACAUUUUACAUAAGGUUAAGUGACAGUUCGGAGGGGGCAAAGCAUGGGUUAAUCAUUCUUGGGAAUGUGGGUGACAUCUACCUUUAUAUCAAGGUAGGGGGCUUCUUCCACCACAAAAAGCAAAAAGCUGAACAUGUAAAUAAAAAAAAAUACACUUGCAGCAUUUAGAUUCCAGGCAGGCACUUGAUCUCCAUCUCUAAGGAGGGAGGCCCCUUCUUUAUUUUCCUAAUAAUUGGUGGAUACAUUGUGAUCUGCAAGUCCUAUUGUUUAUUAAAGUUUGGAACUCCUCCUCAAGUUGGAGAAUUAGGCUCAGGCAGUGAAUUUCUUUUUGGCUAAUCAAUGCAACAUGGUCAGUCCUUCAACCAUAUACACAUAACCAGUAGAAAUGCAGUCAAAAAUUUAUAUGUUUGAGCAUUUAUAUUGACACAUACAUAACAAAGAAGAAAUUGGUGGGGAAGAAUCUAGGAUUGAGCAAAAAGAAAGAAGGGCAUAAAUUGUUGAGGAUAUUUGAUUAUGGUUCCUAGAAAGAGUAGUUGUAGUAAAAAACCAAAGCUUAGGAAGAUAUUGCCUUUUCAGAUGCAGCUGGGUGUGUCCUGAAAAGAUGUGGUUUGGUUGUGUGUCUGAAAGUCUCACUAGAGAAGAAUUCUAAAGAGAGGAAAGUUCUUGCCUAUUUUAAGACAAAUUGCUGGAGAGGGAUCUUGUUUCUUUGCUGUCAGACUUGAGGCCAUGUCAGCUGGAUGCAUUGAGGUGCUCAUCAGUUAAGUUGAAAACUGUUGACUCCCUACAGACUGUGCUUGGAUCCUCACAGGAGAACCACUAAUUGCAAUGACCUGCUACAGCCUGACAAAGGUAUAGUGAGGAAGAUAGAGUCGUCUUUAGCAGCAAUUAGACAUUCGAGAGCCCUCUUGGUGGGCAGUCUCUUUUGACUCCAUCUCUGUCUCUUGGCUUAGAAGAACUUCUUGGAAGAAGAGGGUGAGAAAUAGCAGGACACAGAUGAAACAGGAUGUGAGGAAAGGGAGCAGAGGAGCUCCCAUGAGUUCUGAUGACCUCAAGAGAAAGGUCGCCUACCUAGGUAGAAGGUCAUGGAUGAAGGAGAGUUCUGAGCACCUAGCAGUUUAGUUGUAUAUUCAAGCUUAUAAAUAGAUAUUUCUCAUAUACAUAGGAAAAUUAAGUUUACUCUCUAGGUUAGCAGGUUUGGAAAUACAUAUUAGGAAGAUGUAAAAAGAUAAAGGUUACACACAGUGAUGUAUUAUAUUUCAAAUGUAUAAAUAUUAAUUUUAAAUGAAAGUAUACUAAAUAAUGAUAUGACUAAGUUUUGAACAUUGAAUGUUGUUACACAAGACACAGAUGCAUUCCUAGAGAACAUAUGGCAGUACUCCUGCUGCUCUGACUGCAAUCUCUCGGAUAUAUUCCCCUCCUCUGACCCUUGUACAAACAAGUGCCAGAAAAACACUCAUAUACAUAAAAUAAAAAUAAAGUAUAAAAAAAAACGGAGUCUUCUAUGCAGAUGUAACAGCCUUGAGACAAACAGCACUCAGGAUGAGGUCAGAUGCCCUUCAGUUAAAAUUACUCUAGUUAAUUACCUAAAACUGAAACCAGUGGACACUAUGAGGGCUUUACAUUGUUUUUAAUACUUAGCAUGGAAAACCCUCUUUAAUGUGGAGCUUUUGGAUUUACAAGGAAAAUCUUUAUAUUAGCCCACAGCUUCUGUUGACAGGCCACAUACAGAGAGGAUAUUUAAGAGGGCUAACAAUGGUGCUCCUUAGUGAUCAGCAACCAUUUCCUGCUCUUCUCCCCGGGUUGUCGGGAGAAUCUUAUUGAAAGGGCAAGAUAAGCACCAUUUCUGGAGAAUCAUAUUGAAAGGUAAAGAUAAACUCCAUUAAUCUCCAUAUGGACCUCAUUUGUCUCCAUUUGGAAGACCAGACCUGAUUUCCUAAAGAGCCAUUAAGCACCAGCUUCAGAAGUAGACCCUAAGUCCCUGAAAGUAAGUCAUAAGGGAGGAGCUCUAGGAACAGACCCUAAAGUCCAGAACAAGAUUAUAAACCCCCGCUGCCAGAGACCAAUCUUGCUAUAACCACAAAAUAGUAGAAAUAUGGUAUAUCAGAAUGCCCGAUCUGCACUGUGCAGCCCUAUUUCACCAUAUGAUUAAAAGUCCAUGACACUGAAAUUCAGACACUGACCUGUCACCCCCUAGCACACAGCAAUGACAUUGUAGAUUACCUAAUUCUUCUAGACGGUUCCACCUGUUCCCUAUAAGAAAGUGUGUGUGUGCCUUUCCUGGGAUCGACAUUUCAAAGAAUGGUUAACACCCACAAACGGGUGUUUUCUACAUAAUUAAGUGCUUUUUAUUUUUGCAUAUUAUCUGGGCCUAGGGUUUUCUUUCAGUGAUUUUCAGACCAUCACAACAUGUGGCAGGUGAAUAUCAAUUCCUCCUUUCCUGACAUCAGUGUGAAAUCACAGAAACGAAUACCUAUUGUGUCCUACAAUAGCCCUGUAACUGUCACUAUCCUUGGAAUCCUUUUGCCUGUGGGUCCUAUACUUCCCUCUGCUAAAAGGUGAAAAAUAGACUGUGCAAGCAAUUCACCUUGAUUCAAGAGCAGGAACAGAGGACAGUUGGGGGAGGGGAGGAGGAGGAAGAGGAAAGGGAGAGGCAGAAGCAGCAGGACCAGGAGGCGAAUGAAGACAUUCAUGCUGAGUGUUGGAAUGUAGAAAGACAGGUUAUUGGAGGACUGGCACAAGUGACAUUGAAACAAGAGUCUUGACCAUCAGAAAAGUGUCAGCUCCUACACUAGAAUCCUGGGGCAGGAAAGCAUUUACUGUGUACUUUCAAUGCACUCUAACCCUAAAGGCGGUGCUCACGUCACUGAAGAUGCAGCAGCCAAUCAGGGUCUACAAAAACACUUUCCACUUAAAAGGGGCAGGAACUUCCGAAUGCUUUCCUGCCUGCUGUAGGUUCCUCCCAUUCUUAGCCUAAUGUUGGUGCACAUGUCACUCAAGAUUCACUGGCCAAUGAGGACCUCCAAGAAGACCUUCCGAUCAGAAGAGCAGGUACUUCUGAGCACUUUGGUCUCUGCUGCAGGUUCAUCGCCAUUGAAGAGCAACCAUAAUGGAUUGGUUUGAUGUGGUUUGACCUCUGCUUCUCUGUGCCUUAGCGGAGUACGGACAGGUGAAUCGCAAUUGAAUCGCAAUAUGGUGAGCCUGGGACCACUGCCCCUAACCUGAAGGGAAGGUGACUUGAGAAGCGGGAGUCCGGGUGGCAGGCCCAACCCUUGUAUGGAGUGGAAACUAACAGCCCUCUGUGUGGUUCCCUAUGAUCUGAGCCGCUAGAUGUAUUCAGCGGUGACAUCUGAAUAACUUCAUUUUGGGAGGUGCAUCUGCGCGAACCAUUUGGAGCAAGGGCUUGCAUGUAGAAAUAUCCUUAGCUAUAUGCCCAAUUCGGAGAGGCCUGGUUUGUCUGGUAUGUUGUAGAAGGUGUGCCCUUGCUGCUUAAGAUCCGUUUGGAGUUAAUUUUGUGGAGACUGUAAAACCCAUCUCACCCACUGUGUAACGCUCCAAAUUUAAGGUGUGAUGAGAUUAGAAUCUGUGAUUUAAAGGAUUAUCCAAAGUUUGGAAAAUAGUAGGACACAAGGAAUAAAAUUUAGUUGAGGGAAUGACUCCCUUUAAAACAUCCCACGGGGUUGGGGCUUUAGCUCAGUGGUAGAGGGCUUGCCUAGCAAGCGCAAGGCCCUGGGUUCGGUCCUCAGCUCCCAAAACAAACAAACAGACAAACAAACAAAAACGCAAAAAAGAAAAAACAAGAAAAAAAACCCAAACCCUUAUAAAACAUCCCACUGAGAAGUAGUAUGUUAACCAAUCAUGUCAGAGAUUAGGAUGCUAGGAUACACAUGUUUUUUUCUCAGGGUUGUGGGGAAAUAUGGCUCCAGAUCAUAUAAAAGAAGAGAACCUUAAUUAACAAACACCCACAAUGUCCAUGACCGGGUCAAAGACCAGCCUAUUAAAAAACUGCUGAAUGGAGCAUUGUGGGGUCGUAACUAACACGAAGGCCUGGUGUGCCAUAAAGGACUGCUUUUCUUCUUGAGAAAAGCAUAGUUCUGUCCCAUGGACAAGACAUCUGGUGAAGCCAUUCGAAAAGGAAAAGCACUGUUGUGGUGCAGAAUGGCCUGAUUGAGCAAGGCUCUCCGUGAGGCCUUCAUGGAUAGAGAAUUACAUGGUUCCUUCUGAAACUCAGCCAUAUCCUUGACAGAGCAUGUUACAGCCUGGGUCCUAGACUUGGAGCCUUUAGUUAAUGCCUUGAUGUAUUUAUUAAAGAAACAAAAACAAGAAAUAGAGCUCCUUCUGUAAAACCAACCAUGUGCUUGGGAGAGCUGGUAAUGGUCUGGGGCCAGGUCCUUCGGAGAGGGGAUAUCUCUGAUCCUGAGAUUCCAAUAAUUCCUACCACGUGGGGCUAAUGGAAUCAGUUCCAAACCCCUGUAGUCAUGGUCAGUAAUUUUGAUGAAAUUACUCUCUUCUCAGUGUGCAGAAUUGUUUGAUAGAGCCCUCUUUCUUUUGUCCAUUGAAUGGUAGUUUCUGCUGAUUUCAUGGGAGUGUUGCAUUUUUUCCAUUUUUCCCUGUAGGUAGUCUACAGCUGCUGUUCUUGAGAAACUUCCCUUAGCAUCCGCCUUAGCCCCUCACUAUCCCACCCGAAGUUUUAUACUUUCUACCUCCUUUUUUUUUUUUUUUAACUUUUGCAUCCUGUGUGGUCUUCCACUUAGGACUGUGUCUCUGAAGAAUAGCCUGCUCUUUCAGGGUUUUGGUGUUGCUAAAUAAUUGAUAUAAUGUGUGUUCUAUGUAAAUCUCCCAACCACCAAGUGGCUAAACCAAGUUGUCUCCAUGCCAUCCUUAAUAACCAAGGAUGUAAAACCCAAAGAGACAUAGGAUGGUGGCAUAAGUGGAAUGCAAAUCUCUACUACCCUGGCUCUUCUUUCAGCAUCAGGGAGAAUUAGGUGAGUGUCCUUGUUACAGAGAUUUCUUUAUCUUCGUUAAUAUUUUAAUUGUGUCUUUGCUGAUUUGUACCCUGGAAAGACAUUAAUUCUAGACAGCUGUAUUUUCAGCCCUUUAGAAAAACAUUUCUGACACAGACUGUGUUGCCUCAGGGGGCACUGACACUGAUCCCAAUGUGUUGCUCCCUAGAGUAAUGACCAUGCUUUCUUCUUCUUCUUCUUCUUCUUCUUCUUCUUCUUCUUCUUCUUCUUCUUCUUCUUCUUCUUCUUCUUCUUCUUCUUCUUCUUCUUCUUCUUCUUCUUCCUUUUUUUUUUUAAUUAACUUGAGUAUUUCUUAUUUACAUUUCGAAUGCUAUUCCCUUUCUUGGUUUCCGGGCAAACAUCCCCCUAAUCCCUCCCCCUCUCCUUCUUUAUGGGUGUUCCCCUCCCCAUCCUCCCCCCACUGCCGCCCUCCCCCCAACAAUCACGUUCGCUGGGGGUUCAGUCUUAGCAGGACCAAGGGCUUCCCCUUCCACUGGUGAUCUUACUAGGAUAUUCAAUGCUACCUAUGAGGUCAGAGUCCAGGGUCAGUCCAUGUAUAGUCUUUAGGUAGUGGCUUAGUCCCUGGAAGCUCUGGUUGCUUGACAUUGUUGUUCAUAAGGUGUCUCGAGCCCUUCAAGCUCUUCCAGUUCUUUCUCUGAUUCCUUCAAUGGGGGUCCUAUUCUCAGUUUAGUGGUUUGCUGCUGGCAUUCGCCUCUGUAUUUGCUGUAUUCUGGCUGUGUCUCUUAAGAGAGAUCUACAUCUGGCUCCCGUCGGCCUGCCCCUCUUUGCUUCAUCCAUCUUGUCUAAUUGGGUGUCUGUAUAUGUAUGGGCCACAUGUGGGGCAGGCUCUGAAUGGGUGUUCCUUCUGUCUCUGUUUUAAUCUUUGCCUCUCUAUUCCCUGCGAAGGGUAUUCUUGUUCCCCUUUUAAAGAAGGAGUGAAGCAUUCACGUUUUGAUCAUCCGUCUUGAGUUUCAUGUGUUCUAUGCAUCUAGGGUAAUUCAAGCAUUUGGGCUAAUAGCCACUUAUCAAUGAGUGCAUACCAUGUGUGUUUUUUUGUGAUUGGGUUACCUCACUCAGGAUGAUAUUUUCCAGUUCCAACCAUUUGUCUAUGAAUUUCAUAAAGGCAUUGUUUUUGAUAGCUGAGUAAUAUUCCAUUGUGUAGAUGUACCACAUUUUCUAUAUCCAUUCCUCUGUUGAAGGGCAUCUGGGUUCUUUCCAGCUUCUGGCUAUUAUAAAUAAGGCUGCUAUGAACAUAGUGGAGCACGUGUCUUUGUUAUAUGUUGGGGCAUCUUUUGGGUAUAUGCCCAAGAGAGGUAUAGCUGGAUCCUCAGGUAGUUCAAUGUCCAAUUUUCUGAGGAACCUCCAGACUGAUUUCCAGAAUGGUUGUACCAGUCUGCAAUCCCACCAACAAUGGAGGAGUGUUCCUCUUUCUCCACAUCCUCGCCAGCAUUUGUUGCCACCUGAGUUUUUGAUCUUAGCCAUUCUCACUGGUGUGAGGGUUGUUUUGAUUUGCAUUUCCCUUAUGACUAAAGAUGUUGAACAUUUCUUUAGGUGUUUCUCAGCCAUUCGGCAUUCCACAGUUGUGAAUUCUUUGGUUAGUACUGAACCCCAUUUUUUAAUAGGGUUAUUUGUCUCCCUGCGGUGUAACUUCUUGAGUUCUUUGUAUAUGUUCGACAUAAGCCCUCUAUCUGUUGUAGGAUUGGUAUAGAUCUUUUCCCAAUCUGUUGGUAGCAGUUUUGUCCUAAGCACAGUGUCCUUUGCCUUACAGACGGCAAAGCUUUGCAGUUUUAUGAGAUCCCAUUUGUCGAUUCUUGAUCUUAGAGCAUAAGCCAUUGGUGUUUUGUUCAGGAAAUUUUUUCCAGUGCCCAUGUGUUCGAGAUGCUGCCCUAGUUUUUCUUCUAUUAGUUUGAUUGUAUCUGGUUUGAUGUGGAGGUCCUUGAUCCACUUGGACUUAAGCUUUGUACAGGGUGAUAAGCAUGGAUCAAUUUGCAUUCUUCUACAUGUUGACCUCCAGUUGAAUCAGCACCAUUUGCUGAAAAUGCUAUCUUUUUUCCAUUGGAUGGUUUUGGCUCCUUUGUCAAAAAUCAAGUGCCCAUAGGUGUGUGGGUUUAUUUCUGGGUCUUCAAUUCUGUUCCACUCGUCUAUCUGUCUGUCUCUGUACCAAUGCCAUGCAGUUUUUAUCACUAUUGCUCUGUAAAACUGCUUGAGUUCAGGGAUAGUGAUUCCCCCUGAAGUCCUUUUAUUGUUGAGAAUAGUUUUAGCUAUCCUGGGUUUUUUGUUAUUCCAGAUGAAUUUGUAAAUUGUUCUGUCUAACUCUUUGAAGAAUUGGAUUGGUAUUUUGAUGGGGAUUGCAUUGAAUCUGUAGAUCGCUUUUGGUUGAAUGGCCAUUUUUACUAUAUUAAUCCUGCCAAUCCAUGAGCAUGGGAGAUCUUUCCAUCUUCUGAGGUCUUCUUCAAUUUCUUUCUUCAGAGUCUUGAAGUUCUUCUUGUACAGAUCUUUUACUUGCUUGGUUAAGUCACACCGAGGUACUUUAUAUUGUUUCGGUCUAUUAUGAAGGGUGUCAUUUCCCUAAUUUCUUUCUCGGCUUGUUUCUCUUUUGUGUAGAGGAAGGCUACUGAUUUAUUUGAGUUAAUUUUAUACCCAGCCACUUUGCUGAAGUUGUUAAUCAGCUUUAGUAGUUCUCUGGCGGAACUUUUGGGAUCACUUAAAUAUACUAUCAUAUCAUCUGCAAAUAGUGAUAUUUUGACUUCUUCUUUUCCAACCUGUAUCCCCUUGAUUUCCUUUUGUUGUCUGAUUGUUCUGGCUAGAACUUCAAGAACUAUAUUGAAUAAGUAGGGAGAGAGUGGGCAGCCUUGUUUAGUCCCUGAUUUUGGUGGGAUUGUUUCAAGUUUCUCUCCAUUUAGUUUUUUUUUUUCUUGGGGGGGGGGGGCUGGGGACCGAACCCAGGACCUUGCGCUUCCUAGGCAAGCACUCUACCACUGAGCCAAAUCCCCAACCACCUCCAUUUAGUUUAAUGUUAGCAACUAGUUUGCUGUAUAUAGGGUUUACUAUGUUUAGGUAUGGGCCUUGAAUUCCUAUUCUUUCCAGGACUUUUAUCAUGAAGGGGUGUUGAAUUUUGUCAAAUGCUUUCUCAGCAUCUAAUGAAAUGACCAUGUCGUUCUUAUCAUUUAGUUUGUUUAAAUAGUGGGUUACAUUAAUGGAUUUUCGUAUAUUAAACCAUCCCUGCAUCCCUGGGAUGAAGCCUACUUGAUCAUGAUGGAUGAUUGUUCUGAUAUGUUCUUGGAUUCGGUUUGCAAGAAUUUUAUUGAGUAUUUUUGCGUCGAUAUUCAUAAGGGAAAUUGGUCUGAAGUUCUCUUUCUUUGUUGGGUAUUUGUGUGGUUUUGGUAUAAGAUUAACUGUGGCUUCAUAGAAGGAAUUUGGUAGUGCUCCAUCUCUUUCAAUUUUGUGCAAUAGUUUGGACAGUAUUGGUAUGAGGUCUUCUAAGAAGUUCUGAUAAUGUUCUGCACUGAACCCAUCUGAACCUGGGCUCUUUUUGGUUGGGAGACUUUUAAAUAACUGCUUCUAAUUCUUUUGGAGUUAUGGGGUUGUUUAGAUGAUUUAUUUGUUCCUGAUUUAACUUUGGUACCUGGUAUCUGUCUAGAAAAUUGUCCAUUUCCUCCAGAUUUUCCAGUUUUGUUGAAUAUAGGCUUUUGUAGUAGGAUCUGAUGAUUAUUUCAAAUUUCUUCAGAUUCUGUUGUUAUCUCUCCCUUUUCAUUUCUGAUUUUCUUAAUUUGGAUACACUCUCUGUGACCUCUGGUUAGUAUGCCUAAGUGUUUAUCUAUCUCGUUAAUUUUCUUAAAGAACCUGCUGCUGCGUUUGCUGAUUCUUUGUAUAGUCCUUUUCUUUCCUACUUGGUUGAUUUCAGCUCUGAGUUUGAUUAUUUCCUGACUUCUACUCUUUUUGGGUUUAUUUCUUUCUUUUUGUUCUAGAGCUGUAAGGUGUGAUGUCAAGCUGCUGGCAUAUGCUCUCUCCUGUAUAUUUUUGCAGGCACUCAGAGCUAUGAGUUUUCCUCUUGUACCACUUUCAUUGUGUCCUAUAAGUUUGGGAAUGUUUUAUCUUCAUUUUCAUUAAAUUCUAAGAAGUCUUUAAUUUCUUUCUUUAUUUCUUCCUUGACCACGUUGUCAUUGAGUAGAGCAUUGUUCAACUUCCAUGUAUAUGUGGGCUUUCUGUCAUUAUUGUUGUUAUCGAAGACCAGUCUUAGUGCGUGGUGAUCUGAAAGGACGCUUGGGAUUAUUUCUAUCUUCCUGUAUCUGUUGAGGCCUGUUUUGUGACCGAUUAUAUGGUCAAUUUUGGAGAAGGUUCCAUGAGGUGCUGAGAAGAAGGUAUAUCCUUUUGCUUUCAGCAUGGAAUGUUCGAUAAAUAUCUGUUAUAUUCAAUUGAUUCAUAACUUCUGUUAGUUUCCCUACGCCUCUUUUUAAUUUCUUUUUCCAUGAUGUAUCCAGUGAUGAGAGUAGGAUGUUGAAAUCUCCUAGUAUUAUCCUGUGAGGUGCAAUGUGUGCUUUGAGCUUUAGUAAGGUUCCUUUUAUGAAUGUAGGUGCCCUUGCAUUUGGAGCAUAGAUAUUUAGGAUUGAGAGUUCAUCUUGGUGGAUGUUUCCUGUGAUGAAUAUAAAGUGUCCUUCCUUAUCUUUUUUAAUGACUCUUGGAUGGCAACUUCAGCUUGUUUUUUCAGACCAUUUGCUUGCAAAAUUGUUUUCCAGCCAUUUACUCUGAGGUAGUGUCUGUCUUUGUCUCUGAGGUGUGUUUCCUGCUUGCAGCAAAAUACUGGGUCCUCUUUUCGUAUCCAGUCUGUUAGUCUAUGUCUUUUUAUUGGGGAAUUGAGUCCAUUGAUGUUGAGAGAUAUUAAGGAAUAGUGAUUGUCGCUUCCUUUUAUUUUCAUUGUUAAAGGUGGAAUUAUGUUUGUCUUUCUUUUGGUUUCAUUGCAGGGAGAUUAUAUUCUUGCUUUCUGUACAGUCUAGUUUCUCUCCUUGUGUUGGAGUUUUCCAUCUAUUUUCCUUUGUAAGGCUGGAUUUGUAGAAAGGUAUUGCAUAAAUUUGGUUUUGUCAUGGAAUAUCUUGGUUUCUCCAUCUUUGUUAAUGGAAAAUUUUGCUGGCUACAGUAACCUGUGUUGGCAUUUGUGUUUUCUUAGGGUCUGUACAACAUCUCUCCAGGAUCUUCUGGCUUUCUUAGUCUAUGGUGAGAAGUCUGGUGUAAUUGUUAUAGGUCUGCCUUUAUAUGUCACUUGACCUUGUUUCCUUACUGCUUUUAAAAUUCUUUCUUUGUUUUGUGCAUUUGGAGGGCAUUGGAUCCCAUUACAGAUGGUUGUGAGCCACCAUGUGGUUGCUGGGAAUUGAACUCAGAACCUCCAGAAGAGCAGUCAGUGCUCUUAACCGCUGAGCCAUCUCUCCAGCCCUACAAAUUCUUUUCUUAUUUCUAUACUUAGGGUGUGGCAUAUGUAUGUCAGACACCAGCAGUAUAUAAAAUGUUAAACCAAAUAAGGAUCAAUGAUGCCACUUGAAGCUCAAAGCAUCCUUGGGUUUUAUCUCUAAAACUCACAUAGUUGAAGUAGAUAAUAGACAUCUGUGAGGUGUUUUCUCACUGCUACCUACACCCAUGGCACAGGUGUAUAUCCACAAACACAGUUGAAACAUUUUUACAUGGAGGGAUUACAAAGGAAAGAACCCAGUUUUUGAGAAUACAUGAAAUGAUUUGCCAGUUUAACUUAUUGUUAUAAAAUAUCAGUACAUAUUACCGAACAUCAAAAGUAUGAGGUUUCCUUUUUAAAUCUUAGUUUAUCAUUCAUCCAUUCUUCGAUUCAAAUGUAAGACAUAGGAAAACCUCAGAGUCUCUUCGAGGUACAUACCUGUAAGCCCAGGACAUGUGCACGGUGGCAGUCCAGUCUCUGCGCUUUAGACCAUGGUUGUGUACAUAGAGAGUUCUUGGACAGCCAUCCUAUAGAAUGACAUCUGUAUCUAGAUGAAAGAGCAAACCUCCUUUUAGUGAAAGUCCCUAAAACAAUGUGCCUGGCUUCUGGACUCAUUUGGCAGCAUUGGGAGCCCACAGCAAUGCCUGGGAGGUAAACCUCUGAUGUAAUUUAUGCUUCCUGUAGGGAGAGAAAAGGAACAUGUAUGUAUGAAGAUUUGUUUGCUGAAUGGGAUUGUAUUCUGAUUCCUUGAUGCCUGCAAAACUUACAGUUAGGAACUCUGAGUGGUGGUGACUCUCGGUGACAUCAAGGCUGUCCUCAGGGGACGAUGGACCUCAAACAGAAGUCACUCUCAUAAGUCUGUGGAAGUCAAGCCUUUAGAAAGAAUCAUGGAGUAUGGAUGAACUAUUGGGGGUAGGGCUUUGGAUGUAAAAGCAAGAGGAAGAAAAGGCCCUCCAGAGUGCAAUACUUGGGGCGGACGUGAACACCAGCCGCCUUCCAUUGUACUUUCUAUAUCCACUCAGCUGUGACGAGUCAGUCCUGUCUGAUUGUUAACCUCUCUUUUUUCUUGGCACGUACACAGAGAUGUCAGUGAUAGCCCCCUGCAUACCCAGCAUGGCAGUCUCCAAUUAGACCAUAAAGUCUUUCAGUCCCACAAGGUCAUACCUAUAACCUGCCCUCCUGGUAGGAAGUAGAUAUUCUAAAGAUUCAUUCAUAUCUCUCCCUUUGGUUAUGCUGUAGUGUAAGAGUGGACCCCAUGAGCUUUGAAUUUCCCUUGGAGUCUCUGGAAAAUGACUGAUUCCUCUAGGUAUGAACUUCUCCGCAUAUCUUCCCAUUUACUGAAUACUUUUCAGAGGCAAGAAGAGCUAGAAUUCUGUUAAGGACUUAGGAAUAGGAGAAAAUUCCCUGUUCCAAAUGAGUCACGCGGAGUAAAUAUGUUAAUCUUUUUCAUCUGUUAUAAAUAAUUUCCUUUUUUCCUUUUCCUUCAUUUUUAUUGUUUUAUUUUAAAGAGUAUUUUCACUUAGUCUCUGGCUGGCCUGGAACUCCUACCUGUUGGAUAAUCUCAAAGAAUUUUGCCCACCUUGUCUGAAAAUACCAGCAUUAGAGGUGAACAUGUCAGAGCUUGAUGAAUCAGUUCUUUUAAUUGGCUUAAUGGGGAUGAGUGGCUGAGUCUAUAUGGUUAGGGUAGCAAAGACAGAGACUGUGGUCCUAAGUCUAGCAAUAGAUGUCUACCAUGAAAUGCACCCCUCUUCCCUUCAGCUCCACUGUCUUUCUUUCUUUCUUUUUUU
Rattus norvegicus (Norway rat) is the source of this 32653-nucleotide messenger RNA. RefSeq lists its product as uncharacterized. The record is from RefSeq and is a predicted model, not a curated record. NCBI's taxonomy places the organism in Eukaryota, Metazoa, Chordata, Mammalia, Rodentia, Muridae.